This is a messenger RNA of Sphenostylis stenocarpa, 2403 nucleotides long. The record is from the annotation of a GenBank genome assembly. Lineage: Eukaryota; Viridiplantae; Streptophyta; Magnoliopsida; Fabales; Fabaceae.
AUGAGCGCGGUGAUGUGGAGAAUCGUGAGCAGUGGCAGUUCGUCGAUUUUCCGUCAAAGCAAACGAAAUCGUCUCGCCGUCACUGUCCGUACGUUUUCCGCUACCUCCGGUCUCUAUGGCUUCCCCCAUUUGAAGACCCCCAAAGGCUUUCAACCUUUCGUCGAUGAAGCCAUUCAAAGGUCUGAAGAACUCAUCAGGUACAUUUGUACGAAACAUCCAGCUGCUGAAAUAAUGCGAGCAAUGGAUGAGAUUUCUGACACUGUAUGCUGUGUUGUUGACUCUGCUGAAUUGUGUAGGCAUACCCAUCCUGACAGAGAGUUUGUUGAGGAGGCCAGCAAGGCAUCAAUGAGAAUUAAUGAAUAUCUACAUUAUCUGAACACAAAUCAUGACCUAUAUGGUGCGGUUAAGAAAGCUGAGCAAGAAUGUCAUAUGCUUUCUGAGGAAGCUCAAAGGGGAGUUAGAAACUUACGGGUUGAUUUUGAAAGGGGUGGUAUUCAUCUCUACCCUGUGGAACUACCAACCUUUGAUGGGAAUGGUAUGUUGGGAUGGAUUGCUAAGGCAAAGAAGAUGCAACUUGCUUUUAUCAGGAUGGCAGCAAUGAUAAUGCAUCAGUUUUGUUCCUUGAGGAAGAAAACCCUUGAGUCAUCAUGGAAGGACUUCACAAUGAUAAUUCAGAGGCUUGGUGGAAGAAUCAUUGCUUCAUUACUUUUUCUCCACAAAAGUAGUCCGUUGUACAAUGAAAAUAUUGUCAUGGAACCAGGAAGUGUUGAUAUAUAUCCUUCUUCUCGCAUACCCAAGAAUUUGCAUUAUCUUGCAAAGCCUAUACAUAGUUCAGAAUCUUCAACAACCAAGGAUUUAUCAGGGUCCAGGGGCACCCUUAAAGAGAAAGGAUUUCGGAUUACAACAGACCCACAAACUGUUGCUUCUGUACUACAAUUUUCAUCAGAUGAUAAGGUUAGGAAAAUGGUAUAUAUACAAGGAAAUUCAGUUCCACAGGCAAAUGUUGAUGUCCUCAAAAGGCUUAUAUCUGCUCGGCAUGAGCUAGCUCAGAUAAUGGGGUGUAGUUCUUAUACUGAAUUUUCGAUUAAGCCUAACAUGGCUUUAUCACCAAAAGUUGUAAUGUCAUUUUUACUCGAAAUGAGCAAGAUGGUUCAGUCUAAGACUAAUGAGGAGCAUAAGCUACUCACGAAAUUCAAGAGAGAAAAAUGUGGUCAAAAUGAUGGAGAUUUAAGGCCAUGGGAUGAGACCUAUUACAUGACAAUGAUGAAGUCCUCUGCUUACAAAUUGAAUGCUUCGAUUGUAGGUUCAUAUUUUUCUCUCGCAAACUGUAUUGAGGGUUUGAAGGUCCUGGUUCAGUCAUUGUUUGGUGCAACCUUUCAUAGCAUCCCUCUAGCACCGAAUGAAUCUUGGGAUCCACAAGUGCUUAAACUAUCUCUUCAUCAUCCCGAAGAGGGUGACUUGGGGUAUCUGUACCUUGAUUUAUACUCGAGAAAGGGAAAGUAUCCUGGUUGUGCUCACUUUGCAAUUAAAGGGGGCCGGAGGAUUUCUCAAACAGAAUAUCAACUUCCAAUUGUUGCUCUUGUUUGUAACUUUUCGGGUUCUCAGAAUCCAUCAGCUGUAAGGCUCAAUCACUGGGAAGUAGAAACACUAUUUCACGAGUUUGGACAUGCUCUUCAUUCUUUGCUUUCAAGAACGGACUACCAGCAUUUUUCGGGCACCAGAGCAGUUCUAGAUUUUGCAGAAAUACCAUCCAACCUGUUUGAGCAAGCAAGUACAGAUGAAGGAAUGGUAUUCAGGAGAGAUGGUAAAUUGUCCAAGGAUUAUGUCAGAUACUAUGCCUGGGAUUAUCGAGUUUUGAGAAAAUUUGCUAAACACUAUUCAACUGGUGAAGAAAUUCCUCAGAAGUUGGUUGAGUCAAUGCAGGGUGCCAGGGACAUGUUUGCUGCAACUGAACUGCAACGUCAGAUCUUCUAUGCUCUUGUUGACCAGACACUUUUUGGAGAGCAACCACUUCCUCAUGAUGAUAUUAGUUCUGUUGUUGCUGAACUGAAAAGAGAGCACACCAAUUGUGAACAUGUGGAAGGCACACAUUGGGAGACCCGAUUCAAUCAUCUACUUAAUUAUGGUGCAGGUUAUUAUAGCUAUUUGUAUGCCAAGUGUUUUGCUGCAACCAUAUGGAAGAAACUGUGCCAGGAGGAUCCACUUUCACCAACUACGGGAUUUGCUUUAAGAACAAAAUUCUUACAGCAUGGUGGAGCCAGAGAACCAGCUGCAUUGUUGAAUGAUCUAAUAGGGGAUGGGAUAUACAGGUAUCAUGAUGGAGGGAUAAUGCCCGAUAUUUCAUGUCUUUGUGAUGAAAUGAAGUUGGUUGAAGAAUAUCGGCGGCAGGUCCAUUUGGUGUGA